Messenger RNA from Trichechus manatus latirostris (Florida manatee), 1911 nucleotides. RefSeq names its product solute carrier family 23 member 1 (gene SLC23A1). Gene Ontology annotation, molecular function: transmembrane transporter activity. The record is from RefSeq and is a predicted model, not a curated record. NCBI's taxonomy places the organism in Eukaryota, Metazoa, Chordata, Mammalia, Sirenia, Trichechidae. Gene Ontology annotation, cellular component: membrane. Bases 142 to 1338 code for a protein of 398 amino acids. Gene Ontology annotation, biological process: transmembrane transport. The transcript has 9 exons.
CACUGGAUUCCCCUUUCGCAAUCCAGUGCUGGGGCUCUGGUUACAGAUUUACUUCAAACAAUGUCUGAUGUGUAAAGUCCUUCUUGACCUUCGUAAAGUUGUUCCCUCUUCUUAGGAACUGCUCACUGCUGCACCCGAAAGAUGAGUGCCCAGGAGGACCCCGAGAGCCAGACGCAGCAUGAGUCCCUGGACUCAGCAGCCACCACGGACCCCCGGAUGUCCCUGCCCACAGAGCCUAAGUUUGACAUGUUGUACAAGAUCGAGGAUGUGCCACCUUGGUAUCUGUGCAUCCUGCUGGGCUUCCAGCAUUACCUGACAUGCUUCAGUGGCACCAUCGCUGUGCCCUUCCUCCUGGCUGAGGCACUGUGUGUCGGUCGCGACCAGCAUAUGGUUAGCCAGCUCAUCGGCACCAUCUUCACAUGCGUGGGUAUCACCACCCUCAUCCAGACCACACUGGGCAUCCGGCUGCCGCUGUUCCAGGCCAGUGCCUUAGCAUUUCUGGUCCCAGCCAAAGCCUUCCUGGCCCUGGAAAGAUGGAAAUGCCCUCCGGAAGAGGAGAUCUACGGUAACUGGAGUCUGCCACUGAACACCUCUCAUAUCUGGCACCCACGAAUACGAGAGGUCCAGGGUGCAAUCAUAGUGUCCAGCAUGGUGGAGGUGGUAAUUGGGAUGAUGGGACUGCCUGGGGCUCUGCUCAACUACAUUGGGCCUCUCACAGUUACCCCCACUGUCUCCCUCAUUGGCCUCUCUGUCUUCCAAGCUGCUGGUGACCGAGCUGGCUCCCAUUGGGGCAUCUCAUCUUGCACCAUUCUCCUGAUCGUCCUCUUCUCCCAGUACCUGCGCAAUCUCACCUUCCUGCUGCCCGUCUACCGCUGGGGCAUGGGCCUCACUCUCUUCCGCAUCCAGAUCUUCAAGAUGUUUCCUAUCAUGCUGGCCAUAAUGACUGUGUGGCUGCUCUGCUAUGUCCUGACCCUGACGGAUGUGCUGCCCACAGACUCAGCAGCCUAUGGCUUCCAGGCACGAACAGAUGCCCGUGGCGACAUCAUGGGUAUUGCACCCUGGAUCCGCAUCCCCUACCCCUGUCAGUGGGGUCUGCCCACAGUGACUGCAGCAGCUGUCCUCGGCAUGUUCAGUGCCACACUCACUGGCAUCAUUGAGUCCAUCGGAGAUUACUAUGCUUGUGCCCGCCUGGCUGGUGCACCACCACCUCCAGUACAUGCUAUCAACAGGUAUGCCCACCUGACCCCCUCAGAGGCCACGCAGGAAGCAAAUAUACAUGGGUUGAGUUCCAGAGGUAUAGACUUGGGCAAAUCACUCUCUCCAGACCUCGUUUUAUGACAUUGGGAUGCUCAUUACUCUGAGAUUGUUGGGAGUAGCUGAGGAGAUACUGGAGUCUGAGGAAAACCAGUCAUUGACAAAUUUCCUUGUGCCUAGCCUUCCGUGUACAUUAUCUUAUCCAAUCUACUAACGUUGUGGAGACAGGUACCUUUAUUAUCCCAUUUUACAUACGAGGAAACUGAACCCCAGAAUUGCCCAAUGGAGUAAACAACUGCCAGUGCACUGGGAAUAGUGCUCCGACCUGGCUCCUAGCUCCCAGACCUACUUCUGGCCUGGAGUGGGGAAUACUACAGAUAGUUGCAGCCCAUACAGCCCCCAAGACGACAGGCAACCUGGCCAGGGUGGUGGAAGGACCCAGAUCAGGGUAGAGUCUGCACCAAGGCCCCCAUUCACCCUUUUCUUCUAGGGGCAUCUUCACCGAAGGCAUCUGCUGCAUUAUCGCGGGGCUACUGGGCACGGGUAACGGGUCCACCUCAUCCAGCCCCAACAUCGGUGUCCUGGGGAUUACCAAGGUGCCACCCCGCCUGAGCAGCACUAAGUCCCUAUACUCAUAUUCUGUGUUCUGCAGGCCUC